Molecule: messenger RNA, 348 nt
Organism: Rotaria sordida
Lineage: Eukaryota; Metazoa; Rotifera; Eurotatoria; Philodinida; Philodinidae
Source: the annotation of a GenBank genome assembly
AUGAAUAAUCAAUACAGUAAUGAAGAAACAAAUCUUAUCUCAUUGGCCAAUAUUUUACGAGAUGCGGGUCGAUUGGAUGAAGCAGAAAAAUAUUAUUAUCGUUUGCUUGAACAACCCUCAGAUGAUCAUCUAGACAGAGCUGCAUGUUAUCGUGGACUUGGUGAUGUUGCCAAUGACAAAGAUAACUAUGAUAAAAGUCUAGAAUUUCACAAGAUAUCUUUGGAAAUCAUGACUCAAUCUUUAAAAGCGGAUGAUUAUUGUCUUGCUUAUAUCUAUAACAGUAUUGGAAAUGUUUACAUCAAAAAAGGCGAUUAUCAACAAGCACUCAAGGAAUACAAAAUGGCAUAA